Molecule: messenger RNA, 1167 nt
Organism: Maudiozyma barnettii
Lineage: Eukaryota; Fungi; Ascomycota; Saccharomycetes; Saccharomycetales; Saccharomycetaceae
Gene: DAL80
Product: Dal80p
Exons: 1
Coding region: 1-1167 (388 amino acids)
Biological process (GO): negative regulation of transcription by RNA polymerase II; positive regulation of transcription by RNA polymerase II
Molecular function (GO): zinc ion binding; DNA-binding transcription factor activity, RNA polymerase II-specific; RNA polymerase II cis-regulatory region sequence-specific DNA binding
Source: RefSeq, a predicted model, not a curated record
AUGGAGAAAUCAAAUAUACUGAAAAAUGUAAUCACUUCAAGUACAACUGCUGAUACUGUCGGUGCUUCAACUGUUGAUGGCAUUAUUUCGAAAGAUACUACAAAUAAUGGCACAAUACGUUACUAUGAUCCCACCGAUGUUCGAGAAGAAGAAGACACAGAGACAAGAAAUAGUCCUUUAUCAGGAUCCACAGCAACAACAUUGGCCUCAAAGAAUACUACCUCAACAAGCGAAACAACUGAUACAACCGUGAAUUUGUCUUCAGAAUUUGGUAAGAAGAACGAUCAAAUAAAUAUUCAAUCUGGGAAGGAUACCGAGACAAAGGAUUAUUCAAGAAGAAGGCAUGACGGUGAGACAAUGUGUAGUAAUUGUACCACCAAGAAGACACCGCUUUGGAGAAGAGAUUUUGAUGGUAAUAUUCUUUGUAACGCUUGUGGUUUGUUUUUAAAAUUGCAUGGUACCUCUAGGCCAAUUAAAUUGAAGAGUGAUAUCAUUAAGACAAGAAAUAGAAAAGGUCAUACUUUGACAAAUUUCACAUUACAAAAUUCCUUGGAUUCAAAUUAUGUCACAAAUGUUACAAAUUCAAAUAAUUUUAGGGUUCAAAAACCUCAAAUGAGAAUAAAUCGAGAAAUUCCAGUAAUUACGACACCUGCAAUUAUAAAUUUCAAAAAAAUUAGAAGUAUGUCAGAUCCAAUAGCAAAAGAACCAAUGUAUAAAGGUGAAACAUAUUCCAGUAUCAUUGAUGCUACAAAAUUUAUGAAACCAUUGUUGAAACCAAAACCUUCAUUGAGGGGAAGUGUUAAUGUGUCCCCGAUAAGUGGAAUUUCUAUGCCGACGACAGGUCACAAUAGGAAAAUGAUGGUACUCAAUGAAGAAUUUGAAUUUGAAGAAAAUCCUUCGAUUAUUUCGUUGGGUCCAGGAGACAGUAGGAAAAUGAGCAUUGAUUCUAACGAUUCUGAUGUUGAAAGAUUGGAUCGUAAAUAUAAUUACCAUGACUCCGAAAUAAAUCAUUUACUUACAAGUCAUGAAGAAAUGAUAAAACUUAAAAUUAGAAUCAAAGAAUUAGAACUUAUUACAGAUCUAUAUAAAGGAUAUAUUAAACGACUUAAUGGAAAAUGUAAUACUUUGGAACAUAGAUUACAAUCCAGGGAUAACUUAGCAACAUAA